Molecule: messenger RNA, 606 nt
Organism: Myripristis murdjan (pinecone soldierfish)
Lineage: Eukaryota; Metazoa; Chordata; Actinopteri; Holocentriformes; Holocentridae
Exons: 7
Coding region: 1-606 (201 amino acids)
Biological process (GO): immune response
Cellular component (GO): extracellular region
Molecular function (GO): growth factor activity; interleukin-12 receptor binding
Source: RefSeq, a predicted model, not a curated record
AUGGCUGACCUCAAGCUCUACUUCACACCAGCACUGCUGCUCCUUGUCCUCACCUGCCCUCUGUGGCAGGUUGGCCACUUAUCACCAGUGCCGCUGAUGCAUAACACGCCGAUAACAGACUCUUGUGUUUUUUAUGCAAAGUCACUUCUGUGGAAUAUCACUGACACCCUCAAACAGAACAACCUGUUCAAUGGAUUCACAUGCACCGAGCAGAAUGUAGAGCUGAACAUGGAAACCAGGACACCGUCACUAUGUGCACCAAAGAUAUCGGCAUGCUCUGGAGUUACUGAAUCAGAAUUUGAUCAGGACUCUUGUUUGACAAACAUUGGGAAGGAUCUCAUUUACUACCACAACUUUCUAACAGCACAGCCAGAUCCUGAGCGUUUACUCAGUCCAACUGUUCUGUUCAGCCUCCGAGAGCUCAUGGAGAACUGCUUCGCCUGGACUCUGUCCAAGGAUGUUCCCUUACAGCAGGUGACUCCAGACCGUGAACGCACCUACGACGAGAGACUCAACCUCUGCAAAGUGCUGAAAGGCUUCCAAGUCCGCACCAUUACCAUCAACAGAGCCAUUGGAUACAUCAGCUCCGGGGAACACAGUUCAUGA